GUAUAAAGAAAGACACCGCUCCUCCUGGGAACACCUCUGUGGAUAAGCUUCUCUAUCACUCUCUCUCUCUCUCUCAGUUCAAUUGGAUAGGCGGAAAGAAAGUCAGUGGCGGCGUCUUUCAAAUGGAGGUCACAAAUACCAGCAGCAGCAGUAUCAUGUGGUUCUUCAGGGACAAAGGUUUCGAUGAUCCGAGCAUCGACAAGAUGUUGAGAAAGUGCAAGCAGUUGGACAAGGCCCAAAGCGAAGUGGCAUCUGAGAACUGGGACUACCUGAGAAACAUCGUUGGUAUCCAGGAGAGAAAACUCCCUUACAUCGUCUCCCGAUGCCCCAAAAUCCUUACUUUACGCCUCGAUGAGAGGCUCAUUCCCAUGGUCGAGUGCCUCUCCAGUCUUGCAAGGAAUCCUCGGGAAGUUGCUUCCGCCAUUACCAAAUUUCCUCCUAUACUCUCUCACAGCGUGGAAGAGAAACUCUGUCCCCUUCUUGCUUUUUUUCAAGCCUUGGGUGUGCCUGAGACUCAACUUGGCAAAAUGAUACUUUUCAACCCGAGGCUUAUCAGCUACAGCAUCGACACCAAGCUCACAGUGAUGGUCAGCUUUCUUGCUAGUCUUGGCCUUGACCAAGAUGGGAUGAUCGGCAAAGUCCUUGUCAAGCACCCAUUUCUUAUGGGGUAUAGUGUUGAUAAGAGGUUGCGGCCUACCACUGAUUUCUUGAAAUCUUCCGUUGGUCUCACUGAGGAUGGCAUCCAGUCGGUGGUCAUGAAUUUUCCACAACUUGUGUGCAGAGACGUUACCAAGGUUCUCAAACCAAAUUAUGAUUAUCUGAGGGAGUGUGGGUUUGGAGAUGCCCAGAUAGCAAUCAUGGUGUCUGGUUAUCCCCCUAUUUUGAUUAAGAGUAUUAAGAAUUCACUACAACCUAGGAUCAGAUUCCUAGUCCAGGUGAUGGGAAGAGGCAUUGAUGAAGUGGCUUCUUAUCCUGAAUUCUUUCACCAUGGAUUAAAGAAGAAGGUAGAAUCACGGUUUAAACUUGUCAAAAGGAACAACAUUGUCUGCAGCCUUAGAGAAAUGCUCGACUGUAGCACAAAGAAAUUUCAUGACAAGUUUGGCUUUUCAGAGGUAACUGCAUCCUAUGCAAGCCUUUAGCUUUAUCUCUCUCUAGUUUUCCCCUUCAUCAGGCUCUCUCUCUCUCUCUAUCUCUCUGUAACCUAUGUUCAGCUUGUGCUCGAAUUUCACUUCACUGGUUGUGAUAUCAAUAGAGUGUUUUCCAGAUA
Camelina sativa (false flax) is the source of this 1267-nucleotide messenger RNA. The record is from RefSeq and is a predicted model, not a curated record. Lineage: Eukaryota; Viridiplantae; Streptophyta; Magnoliopsida; Brassicales; Brassicaceae.